ACUGAGUUGAUUUCCAGCACAUGUACGCUGCAGAAAAUGGGAAAAAAACGAUUGAUCCAGACUGAAAAUAUGACUUUAUUCUGCUUAAACUGUCACAUUUUGUGUUUUUCUUCGCUUGAUUGUCACUUCGGUGAUGGGGAAUAUAAAAUCCGACGCAGUGGGUGAUAGAAUCGACGUUAAAUAUUUUAAUAAAAUCACACAAGCUCUGUCUGUCUGUCUGUCUGUCUCAUCCUUCCACGCACUGGAGUUACAGCGCGCUACAAUUCGGUUUCUUCUGUUCACUGGUGGUGCAUCUCUGCUCUUAUAAAGACGGUGGGCUUGGCGAUGCUUUUAACAUCAAUCACAUGCAGUGCACGGGGCGCACGCGGUCUCCCGUCUAUCAGUGGGAAAGUGCUCUCGCCUCGGGUGUGGGGAUGCGCGUCUCCGCUCCAUUAUCCCGUCCAAAUCUGAUUCUCUCCUCGCCCGAGCACCAGUGAGUGUUUGUCUCUCAUCUGCACACAGCCGCGAAGUUGGGACUUGAGACUUUCAGCACCACUUUUUGGUGGACAGCGCUUCAGUGAUUUUGGGAGAUCGACGCAGCUCGAUGUUGGAUAACAUUGUUUGGGUUCCUUAAAAAAAUCUAGAGUUAGCUCGGGAUUUCUACUGAUACGUCAACAUUUUUUUCCCCAAAAUUUGGGUCAUUUUGGGCGUAAAUUCCUCGUGGACAGGAUAGAGGGGAAUUCACUGUGAAGCUUGUGGACCCGAGCAGGCCUGGGGGCUCUGAAAUACACCAAAUCCCUGCCCUGGGGAAGAGAGAAGAUUAAAAACUUCUGAUUGAGGUGGAGAGGAAGGAGACUCAAAGAGUGGGAGUGUGAGACAGAGAGGGGAAAAAAAGCUUAUCUUUCACCUUUGUUCUUCGUAAUGCCCCGAGUAAAGGAUCUCCAUAGGCAGGACUGCGAAUAACCAAAGACACGGAGGCAGCUGCCCACCACAGUGGUCAGAGGAUGGAGUGAGAGAUGAGAACAGGAUUGCAUCCUGUGAAAGGGCGAGCCUCUCAUUAUUCCACAUUAAUUGAAUGCCGAAGAGAGAGGAGACAUGAGAGGAAACCCUUUCAGUGCCAACUGCUUCAAGGCGCUUUGCAAUUAGCCCAUCGGCUAUCGCUAAAUCAUACCUUUUUUUGUUGUUUCGCAUUUGUUUGUGUGGAUGUGCACUUGGACCAUGAUCGCGUUUCAGCCCCCGGCGUGUAGAGCGCACCGGACCAGCUGUCAAAGAAACAGCCAGAUUCUGCUACUACUACUACUUCUACUGCUGCUGCUUCUCCAUGGCCCCCUCAAGGCCACUCAGGCUGCCAGACCCAAAGGGCCUGGACAAACUCUGAACUCCAUCCGCAUUGACGGAGAUAUCUCCCUGGGUGGACUCUUCCCAGUCCAUGCCAGAGGCCACGAUGGCAAGCCUUGUGGGGAGCUGAAGAAGGAGAAGGGCAUACACAGACUGGAGGCCAUGCUUUUUGCCCUCGACCGCAUCAAUAAUGACAACAACCUGCUACCCAACAUCACACUGGGAGCACGGAUCCUGGACACCUGUUCAAGGGAUACACAUGCCCUUGAGCAGUCGCUCACCUUCGUGCAGGCUCUGAUUGAGAAGGAUGGGACAGAUGUCAAAUGUCUUGGUGGGGGAGCGCCCAUCAUCACCAAACCUGAGAGGGUGGUGGGUGUGAUUGGAGCCUCUUCCAGCUCUGUUUCUAUCAUGGUGGCCAACAUUCUGCGCCUCUUUAAGAUUCCCCAGGUGAGCUAUGCAUCUACAGCUCCAGAGCUGAGUGACAACACCCGCUAUGACUUCUUCUCUCGUGUGGUGCCUCCUGACACGUAUCAGGCCCAAGCCAUGGUGGACAUUGUCAAGGCAAUGGGCUGGAACUACGUCUCCACGGUGGCUUCAGAAGGGAACUAUGGGGAGAGUGGUAUUGAGGCUUUUGUUCAGAAGACUCGGGAGGAUGGUAUUGUGUGCAUCUCACAGACCGUCAAGAUCCCUCGGGAGCCAAAGCAGGGCGAGUUUGACAAGAUCAUCCGCAGACUCAACGAAAACUCAAAUGCAAGAGUUGUCGUACUUUUUGCUAAUGAAGAUGACAUCAGGCGACUGCUCAGCGCAGCAAAAAAGGCAAACCAGACCGGUCAUUUCAUCUGGGUGGGCUCGGACAGCUGGGGAUCAAAGAUCUCUCCAGUUGAGCAUCAAGAGGAAAUGGCAGAAGGAGCAGUCACUAUCUUACCAAAGCGCCAGUCUAUUAGAGGGUUUGAUCGUUACUUCAUUAGCCGAACACUGGAAAACAACAGAAGGAAUAUCUGGUUUGCUGAGUUCUGGGAGAACAACUUCAACUGCACACUGAGUCGACGUGCUGCGAAGAAAGGGUCCGGGCACAAAAAGUGCACAAAUCAAGAGCGAAUCGGGAAGGACUCGCAUUAUGAGCAGGAAGGAAAGGUGCAGUUUGUUGUUGAUGCGGUCUAUGCAAUGGCUCACGCUCUCCACAACAUGCACCGGGAGCUCUGCCCGGGGAAGGUGGGCCUCUGCGCGAGGAUGGAUCCAAUCAAUGGCACCCACCUGCUCAAACAUAUUCGGCGGCUAAACUUUGCAGGGAUUGCUGGAAACCCGGUCCUGUUCAAUGAAAACGGAGAUGCCCCAGGACGCUACGAAAUCUACCAAUAUCAGAUCAGAAACAAAACGGCCGAAUAUAAAAUCAUCGGCCACUGGACGGAUCAACUCCACCUCAAUGUGCGUUCGAUGCAGUGGCCAGGUGGCGUCCGUCAGAUCCCUCUCUCAAUCUGCAGUCCGCCCUGUAAGCCAGGAGAGCGCAAGAAGACGGUGAAAGGCAUCCCUUGCUGCUGGCAUUGUGACCGCUGCGAUGGGUAUCAAUAUCAGGCAGACACCUACACAUGUAAGAUGUGUCGGUUUGAUUUGCGGCCCAACGUGAAUCACACAGGCUGCGUUCCAAUCCCCAUUGUCAAGCUGGAGUGGAGCUCCCCGUGGGCAGUCAUCCCUGUGUUGAUAGCGGUUGUUGGCAUCAUGGCGACUCUGUUUGUGGUUGUCACGUUCAUACGCUACAACGACACCCCGAUUGUGAAGGCAUCAGGUCGAGAGCUGAGUUAUGUGUUGCUAACUGGCAUCUUUCUCUGCUACGCCACAACGUUCCUGAUGAUUUCGACCCCUGAUGUCGGAAUCUGCUCCUUCCGCCGGAUCUUCCUGGGACUUGGAAUGAGCAUUAGCUAUGCUGCUUUACUCACCAAAACCAACCGCAUUUACCGCAUCUUCGAGCAAGGCAGUAUGUCUGUGAGUGCACCUCGGUUUAUUUCCCCAGCCUCCCAGCUUGUCAUUACAUUCACCCUGGCAUCAGUGCAGCUUCUGGGGGUGUGCGUCUGGUUCAUUAUGGAUCCUUCCAAGGCUCUUAUUGACUAUGAGGACCAGAGAACAUCGAAUCCACUGCUGGCCCGUGGUGUGCUCAAAUGUGACAUUUCUGACCUGUCUCUAAUCUGCCUUCUGGGCUACAGCAUGCUGCUCAUGGUCACCUGCACAGUCUAUGCCAUCAAAACCAGAGGGGUACCUGAAACUUUCAAUGAGGCCAAACCCAUUGGCUUCACCAUGUACACCACCUGCAUUAUCUGGCUAGCAUUCAUCCCCAUCUUCUUUGGAACAUCACAAUCAACAGAAAAGAUGUACAUCCAGACAACCACGCUGACUAUCUCUGUGAGCCUGAGCGCCUCAGUGUCCCUCGGGUUGCUCUACAUGCCCAAGGUCUACGUCAUUCUCCUACACCCCGAGCAGAAUGUGCCCAAGCGCACACGCAGCCUCAAGGCCGUUGUUACUGCCACCACCAUGUCCAACAAGUUCAACUCCAAGGCCGGACUCAGACCCAACGGAGAAGCCAAGACCGAGCUGUGCGAAAGCUCCGAAUCACAAUGUCUCUCCACAAAGCAGACCUACAUCAGCUACAGCAACCAUGCAAUCUAAUGGACAAAGGUUCUUAUCAAAAUUCAGGAUUUGUUCUGUGGCAAAAAACCCAACAACAAAGAAAAAAAAAAGAUGCAAUGAAAUCUUGUGCUGCUGGAGAUCACAGAAGUGUCGCCCACAGAUGGGACUGGUGAGAAGAGAAUACAAAAAGGGGCGGUGUGAGCAAAAGAGACGAUCUAAACAAAUACCUGAACAAGGUUACCUCCUCUGUCAGCCUCACAAGAAGACCUAAGGAAAAAAAAAAAGGAAAAAAAAAGAAAAGCUCGCAUGGCAAAUGCCCAGAGACUAAAAGGAUGGAGCUUUUCUUUAGAGUCCUUACAUUUUAUCUAUGCCCUCUUUCAAAGACUCCUUUCAUCUUGAGCACUGCUGACUGGAACUGAACUCAAAUUUAGAAUUUAUUAAGGAAUCGCAAUGUUAUCUUAAAAUCCUCUCAAGGCAUCACAAGGGAUUAAUCAACACCAAAAAGGCAUGACAACAUGAUUCACGGAUUUCUAAGAGGGGCUCAUGCUUGUUUUUAUUUCUAAAUGUAUUCCGGUCUCAUGAGUCAGAAGACUGGAAAUGAACAUCAUCUCAACAAUGCAGCAGAUCUGUACUGGAACACGUGAAUUUCUCCUCGUUCAGCGUCCUGCUGUUUUAAGAACAACUACACACACGCCAGAGGAUCUGCUGAUCUUGAGCAUGCCAGUUUCAACAUCCCGUGUUGUGUCGUUGAAGAAAAAAAAAGAAAAAAAAAAGAAAAAAAAAAGAAGAAACAAACAGAGAGAAUAAUAUGUUUGGAAUGCGUUAAAACUCUGUUGCAACAAUUGUUUGGGCCUGAGCCUAUUGUACGUCCAAAUCUGUUCUCAGUUGGUGAAGGUGUAGUGAGUGAGUGUUUAUCUGUGCUUCAGUGAGGUCAUAAUUUGUAUUACCAGCUAGCCCAAGGCUGCCACUGCCCUCCGCAUACCUGUAUGUGCUUUAAACAGUGGCUCGGGGUUAAAGUAAUCAGUGUUUUAACCAGGAGAUCUCACUGGGAGCCUUCAUCAACGAUGACCCAACCAUCACUGCCACAAGCAAAGUCUAAAGUCUAAGCUUAGCCGCACAGAUCCAUUAGCAGGGGAAUUAAGAUGAAGUUUGCCCUUGAGAGGAUCAUGCUUUUAGCCCUUAGGGUGACAUUCAUAAUGGGCCAUCUACUGAGAAAAUUCAUUACUGUACAUGUCGUCCUCAGGCACUCUCAUGAUAAGAGGGAGGUGACAGAAACCUGUAAAGCUUUUCAACAAAUGAAAAUCUAAUCGUGAAAAUGUUUUAUACCCUCAUCGAUCACUCCAACUUUACUAAGCAGAUGAGUAUUCGGACUCUCUCAGAAUAAAAGGCCUUUAAUGUCUUGGGGAAAGCAUUGUGCGGUCAUUAGUGUUGUGAAUUCAGUGCUGCUUCUCAUGCCUCCCUCUGUAUUUCUUUCAAAAACCAUUUGUGUUGCAGAAUAAAAUGUGAGUGCUGACCCAAUUAAAUGGCAAGUUAAUGUAUGUUAUUAAAUAGAUCAAUGAUGUCUGCUUUAUGUACUGGCAUAUCCUGAAAUUCGGAAAUAUGUACAAAUAACAUACAGUGCCUGGCUAUCUGACUUGUAUUUGUAAAAUCCCAUGAAACCUAUUGAAGUGUGUCAAGCAUGUUUUGUUUUUUUUAUACAAAAUUUAUUAUUUCUAUUAAAAAUGUUUUAAAACUCCCAAGUUCAUCUUUUUGGAUUGGAAAGAUUUUCCUUUUUUUUUAAUUGCUUGAUCACUUUUUCUAAAAAAAAAAAAUAAAAAAAAAUAAAAAAAAAAAAAAUCAUAUAAACCACAGAACUGAUUAUAAUUAGAGCUAGAGUGGUGAAAGCCAUACCCCUUUUUUAUUCCUAUUGUGAAUAAACACAAUGCAAGUUUUCCCACCUCAAAAGAAGACAAUAGCUGCUAUCUUCUGAAUAAAAUGUUGCUACAAUUGCUCUGAUAAUAGCAGGAAACGGACUGAAAGAUGGUGAAAGGGAACAUAAAAUUAUUUCAAAUGAAUGGUUAGUCUCCACUUGAAUCUCCGGGUCUGCGUGUGCACUGGAGGCUCUCUUCGACAAUCAUCUCCACGCCUUCCUGAUACCAUGAGACCUCCAGAAAAAGCUGCACAAAUAACAGUUGUCGCAUAGCAAGGGUGUUAAAUGGGUGUCAAGAUCACAGGAAUAUUCACAGCAGAGUUUCAGUUAUCUUUCUAUAGCUUGAUAAAAGGCUGCUGGGUUGUGCAACACAACAU
This is a messenger RNA of Oryzias melastigma (Indian medaka), 6222 nucleotides long. RefSeq names its product metabotropic glutamate receptor 4. The coding region runs from base 1183 to 3975 and encodes 930 amino acids. NCBI's taxonomy places the organism in Eukaryota, Metazoa, Chordata, Actinopteri, Beloniformes, Adrianichthyidae. The record is from RefSeq and is a predicted model, not a curated record. Gene Ontology annotation, cellular component: membrane. Gene Ontology annotation, biological process: G protein-coupled glutamate receptor signaling pathway; regulation of synaptic transmission, glutamatergic. Gene Ontology annotation, molecular function: adenylate cyclase inhibiting G protein-coupled glutamate receptor activity. The transcript is spliced from 11 exons.